GAAGACGCAGCGGGAGAGACCCGCAAUAAAUAGUUGUAGGUUGAUUGACAAGGCUCGUUAUCUCUCCCCCUGCCGUCGCCUGCAGCUCAACUUCUGUUUCUCAUUUGGGAAAGAAAGUGUUGCGCGCUGCAGAGUCUCGGUGGACCCGCAGACUCUCACCCGUGCAGACUCUUUGAACCCCGGGCCGCUCAGGUCACAGAGACGCCGAGAAAGCGGUCAGUGGGUGAACGUGAUGUUAUGAAGGUCGCCGAUGCGUCGAGCUGUUCGUGUGUUUUACGACGGACAAAGAGGAACUUAACUGGAUUACAUUCGCUUUAUUAAACUGUAGGCUUUUGUUGGACUCGGUUCAAGAGGAUGGAGCUGAGGAAAAUUGUGCCAAACCUGCUUGUUCUGUAUGUUGCUGUCCACUUUUCUCAGUCGUCGGAAAUUAAAGUAAUCAAUGUGCUGGAGCUUCAUGAUGUGCGUCAGACAGCAGCAGCUAUAGAGAAUCUGUCUGGAGCUCUGCAGACAGUUGGAGAUCUGUACAUCACCUCCACCUUCAUGCUGCCACCCAAACUCGGAGGCGUUUUAUUCGGUCUCUAUGAUAAGCACAACAACAAGAAAUACCUAGAGAUUGCUGUUGUAGGCAAGAUCAACAAAUUACUGGUGCGAUACUUGCGUUCUGAUGGCAAAGCUCAUACUGUAAAUUUACAAAACCCUGCUCUCGCUGAGGGACGCACGCAGUCACUUAUACUCAGAAUUGGUGGACUAAGACGGAGUCACAUAAACCUUGAGCUCUAUGUGAACUGCCGUUUAGUCGACUCUGCUCAGGGACUGCCUUCAUUUGUGGGACUCCCAUCAGAGGCAGAAUCUGUGGAUGUUCGCACCGGACAGAAGUCUUAUGCCAGGAUACAGGGUUUAGUGGAAUCUGUUAAACUGGCUCUUGGAGGCUCCCUGGCUACUGCUGGUCUCCUCAUUGACUGUCCAUUUCAAGGAGAUUCAGCUAUAAACAACGCAGUGGUCAGUGACAUUAAUGCCAUUCUUGGUGAUCACACCAAAGCUCUGAUUGGACAGCUGAUCAUCUUUAACCAGAUCAUGGGAGAGCUGAGAGAGGAUAUCAGAGAACAGACUAAAGAGAUGUCUCUGAUCAGGAACACUAUUCUUGAAUGUCAAGUGUGUGGAUUUCAUGAACCUCAGUCGCGGUGUCUUCCUAACCCAUGCUAUACUGGUGUAAGCUGCAUGGAGAGCAUGACAUACCCAGGAUAUCAAUGCGGCCCCUGUCCAGAGGGCAUGACGGGCAACGGGACACACUGCCAGGACAUUGAUGAGUGCACUGUUCAGCCCUGUUUCUCUACAGAGUUGUGUGUGAACACAGCUAAAGGUUUCUCCUGUGAGUCCUGUCCUAUAGGAUUCACCGGUCCAACACUCAAAGGGGUUGGUUUGGAAUUUGCCAAAAGUCACAAGCAGCAUUGUGUUGAUAUAGACGAGUGUGCUGAGCUCUCCGGUUCAUGUGUGCCAAACUCAGUCUGCAUAAACACAGUGGGAUUCUUCAAGUGUGGCCAAUGCAAAGCAGGAUUUGUGGGAAAUCAGACUGUAGGCUGUUUUGCAAGGAGGACAUGUGAAACUCUCGGCUAUAACCCAUGUGAUGUCAACUCACACUGUGUGAUGGGACGCAGCAGUGACGUGUCCUGUGUGUGUAAUGUUGGCUGGGCAGGUAAUGGGAACAUCUGUGGUCCAGACUCAGACAUUGAUGGUUACCCUGAUCAACCUCUUCCAUGCAUGGACAAUGACAAACAUUGCAGAGCGGAUAAUUGUGCAAACACUCCAAACUCUGGUCAGGAGGAUACAGAUGGAGACGGCAUUGGUGAUCAGUGUGACGAGGAUGCAGAUGGAGAUGGAAUUAAAAACGUUGAGGACAACUGUCGUUUGGUGCCCAAUAAGGACCAGCAGAACUCUGACACAGACUCCUAUGGGGAUGCUUGUGACAACUGCCCCAACGUACCUAAUGGUGAUCAGCUUGAUACUGAUGGCAAUGGCAAGGGAGACAUCUGUGACACUGAUAUUGAUGGAGAUGGGAUCCCUAAUGUUUUGGAUAACUGUCCUAAAAUACCCAACCCCAUGCAGACAGACAGAGAUGGAGAUGGUGUGGGUGAUGCAUGUGACAGCUGUCCUGAGGUCAACGAUCCACUGCAGUCAGAUAUGGACAGUGAUUUGGUGGGAGAUGUAUGUGAUACAAACAAGGACAUUGAUGGUGAUGGAUAUCAGGACACGAGGGAUAACUGUCCUGAAGUGCCCAACAGUUCUCAGUUGGACUCUGAUAAUGACGGCAUCGGGGAUGAAUGUGACGAUGAUGAUGAUAACGAUGGCAUCCCCGAUAUUCUCCCUCCAGGCCCAGAUAACUGCAGACUCAUUCCCAACCCCAGUCAAAAAGACACUGAUGCCAAUGGAGUUGGUGACGUGUGUGAAACUGACUUCGACAACGAUAAAGUGACUGACCUGUUAGAUGCGUGUCCUGAAAGUGCAGAGGUCACUAUGACAGAUUUCAGAGCUUUCCAGACAGUCAUUCUUGACCCGGAAGGAGAUGCUCAGAUUGACCCCAACUGGGUGGUACUAAAUCAGGGAAUGGAGAUUGUGCAGACAAUGAACAGUGACCCUGGUUUGGCUGUGGGCUACACAGCAUUUAAUGGUGUUGAUUUUGAGGGCACGAUCCAUGUGAACACAGCCACUGAUGAUGAUUACGUGGGCUUCAUCUUUGGCUAUCAGGACUCAUCCAGCUUCUAUGUGGUGAUGUGGAAACAGACAGAACAGACGUACUGGCAGAAUUUACCAUUCAAAGCCUUGGCUCAGCCUGGAAUACAGCUGAAGGCAGUGAAGUCUCGUACCGGUCCGGGUGAGUAUCUGCGUAAUGCCCUGUGGCACACAGGAGACACACCAGGGGAAGUUACUUUGCUCUGGAAGGACCCCAGAAAUGUUGGCUGGAAGGACAGAACAUCUUAUCGCUGGCACCUUUCUCACCGCCCACAGGUGGGAUAUAUAAGAUUAAGACUGUAUGAAGGUACAGCGCUGGUGGCAGAUUCAGGAGUUGUGAUUGACUCCACUAUGAGAGGAGGAAGGCUGGGUGUUUUCUGCUUCUCUCAGGAGAAUGUCAUAUGGUCCAAUCUCGGCUACAGAUGCAAUGAUUCUAUACCAGAUGACUUUAUGCUGUACCACAAGCAGAUAAAAAUGAGGACAUAAUCAUCACCUCAUGUCAAAAGCUGUGUGUUUGUGUGUGUUCAGAGAGGUAGGAAGAUAUCACAAUGAAAGGGUUAGUUCACCCAAAAUAAUAAAUUCUUUCAUUGAUUAUUCACCCUUGUGUCAUUCCAGUCUCCUGAGACCUUCAUUUAUUUUCAGUACACAAAUUAAGAUAUUUUAGAUAAAAUCUGAGAGCUCCCUCAUCCUCCAUUAACGGUAAUGCUCCAGAGACAUUCAAAGUUCAGAAAAGGAACCAAAAUGUUGUCAAAACAUUCCAUGUAACUUCAGUGAUUCAGCUGUAAUCAUACGAAGCUCCAAGAACACUUUUGUGCAUAGAUAAUACUGUAAAUAUGACUGUUUACAGUACAUACUGUAUGUCUUCUCUCUCAAAUCAAAGUGCACAUUUACAAAGGGCACCCUCCCCUAAUGCGCAGUGAAAAAAUUCGAUUUUAUAGUUUUAUUUUUGUCAUACAAAAGUGUUCUUGGAACUUCGUAUGAUUCCAGAUGAAGUCUGAAGUCACAUGAAAAGUUUUGACAAUGUUUUUGGUUACUUUCUGUACUUUGAAUGUCUCGUUGCUGUCUAUGUAGGGUGAGGGCUGUCAGAUUUUAUAUACAAUAUCCUAACUAGUGUUCCAAAUAUAAAGGAUUGGGAAUGAGGGUUUGUAAUUAACAGAAUAUUCAUUUUUGGGUGAACUAAUUAACCCUUUAAAUUAGUUUUUCUUUAUCUUGUGAAAUUUUAAAGAGUAGAAGUGUCAUCAGUUACAAUUGUACACUACACUGCAAGAUUGCAUAGUAAAUGUAUGCUUGAAAUGUUGAGUAUUUUGAUGUGGUAUAGCAAAUAUGUUUACUUUAUAUACUGUAUUUGGGUGAGAGUCAAGAAAUGUUGAAAUUCAACAGGAAUCAACAGGUCACUUAAAUCAAUGACCUGGACUGUGCAUAAUAUACUUCAAUACCACAAUCUAACAUGGCAAACAUGAGGGCUUAAAUACAGGACUGCAGGGAUCACAUGAUGAAAACCACCAAUGACUGAACGAAAAUGAUAAAUAAGAUAAUACUGAGUGUAAACCAGUGAUAAAAUCUGAUGUAAGACUAGAACGUAAGAUAUGAAGAAAACUAUAGGCCAGGGGUGCCCAAACUCAGUCCUAGAGGGCCGCUGUCCAGCAGAGUUUAGACUUUCUUCAACACACCUGCCAGGUAGUGUCUAGUAUAUCUAGUAAAGCUAUGGUUACACUGCAUUUUUCUUCCUUUAGACAUCCAUUCAUACGCACGCGAAUGCAUCAGACCGGAAACGCAAGGUCGUGCGUCAAGUUUCGCAGUUCGCUGUGUUGUAAAGCUGGUGAACUCUGACCUGCGAAAUCGCAUCACAUGAUUGAGUGAGACCAGUCAAAGAUCAAAUCAUGACCUCUCUGGACAGGAUUUUAAAACAUGGACCAAUCGCUUGCUUUUUUAUGUUCAAUCAUCUUGUUUAAUCCCGCCCAUAUUCACAGAGCUGUACAACAGAAUUUCGCACACACAAACUCAAUUGUGACCGCAGCAUAAGAGGUUAAUUAGCUGGUUCAGGUGUGUUUGAUUAAGGUUGGAGGUAAAGUCUCCAGGACACCGGCUCUCCAGGACUGAGCUUGGGUACCCCUGCUAUAGACCAAUCGUUCCUAAUUACAGUCCAAUUCCAAUUCUCUGCCCAUUUUGUGUGUUUUUUUUCUUAGCACACCUGAUUCAGAUCAUCAACUGGUUAACAGAGAAAUCCAUGAACUGAUCCUGGUGUGUCAAAUAAUAGACAUACAAAAUGUGCAGGGGGCGGUCCCCGAGGACCAGAAUUGGGAACCAAUACUCUAGACAGGCAUGGCUGUAAUACUCAUUCAUUCAUCUUUAAAGAGCCCCAAUUAUUUUUGAGAAUGACCUUCCAUGUAGUGUGUAACAGCUCUAAGUGAAGUGAAAAAUCCAGCUUAAGUCUGAAAGUGCACAGUGUUUAAAACUAUUGAUGCAUUUAUAAAAGAGUCGACUCAUAGUCCUUCAAAUGAAUCGUCUUGAUAACGAGUCUUUAGCCGUUUUGGCGUGACGUAGAUAUGAAACUUAAGCCCCGCCCAAUUUUGCGUGCACAUACCUGGGAAAAUUGAAACCUGCGGCCCCGCCCAAUAGCAAAGAAAAAGAAGAAGACGCCGGCCGGUUGAAUCAAGUCAUGAAGACGCUGUGCUCAGCUGGAUAUUACUGGAAGUGUGAGGGAAAGUUAAUGUUAUUUUCCCACCUAAAAAUGGAACUGGGAAGAGUCAGUUGUUGAGGUUUAUUUUUGCAAAAAUACCUCAGCAUUAUAGUCCAGCCUUGUGUUGUUCGAGUGCUUCUGCAAUCUACAUGCUUACAACAGAGCAUUUGUCGGCUGUUUGUUAAAGAAAGUAUCAGAAAAGACUGUUGAUGUAUGGGACUUUAUCAAAACAUGGAUCAGUGGAUCAUGGAUCAGUUUCUUCCUUCAUUUCACAAGUGUAAGUAAGUGCGAUUAAAAUGGCUGCCUCCUUGUUUUCUCUAUCUGGCAAAUUAUGUAUUUAAUUGUGUUUUGUUACUUGUAACCGCUUGUACUGUAUCAGGUUAACUCUUUGUGUUCUCAUAUCGCGCCUAAUGCCAUGUUGAAAACGCGACGCGUGCAGCUUCGUUUAUGGAUUUAAAUGCGUUUGUGAGCUCACGUUCCACUGCCGUUUGUCAUUGCUAUGGCCACCGUCAGCUGCUCUUACACAUGCAGCGGUCAUGUUUCAAAAUAGUUCAGCUUUUGCCGCUGUGUGGAUUAAUACUGAAUAUGCGUCACUGUUUUACUUAUGGUUAAGAAUAGAGCAAUAUGCUGGUGUUUCACUGCAUUGGGCUCACACACAAACCUGCCGACAUCUGUCACUGAAAAUUCACAGUGGGUGGUUGAAAUUACGGGAGUUUUCCAGGAUAAAUUACAAAACGGGAGGGUGGCGGGAGAUGGGUCUGAAAUACAAGAGACUCAGGAAAAACAGUGUUGGCAGCUAUGCUGACACAUACACUAUGCACCCUGACUACUUCAAUAUUGUUGAUAAGCCUUGCUGGGCAUUUCACUCUGUCUCGCGCUGAACGCUGUCGACCAAUCGCAACAGGCGGUCAGCGGUCCAAUAAGUACAGAUUAGCUUCACGCUAAGGAGGGGUUUUGGAACAAAUGAAUCACUGAACGAAUCAAAUGGGAGUCGCUGGGAUAAUUAGGUAAAAAUAAAUGCAUAUUAUAAGACAAUGAAAGUGUUUUUUGACCUUGCAUGCAUAUCAGCCUGUUGUUGGAGACCCUUAAAACCAAAAUAUGACCCUUUUUAAUGUAUAAUAGGGGCUCUGUAAAACUAUUAUUAUUACUAAGCAAUUAAGCGAUCUAUUUUAGGAUUGUAAAUAGAGGCAACAUAUAUGACUAAAUAAGUUCACUGUGAAAUUGAUGGCUUGCAAAUAUGGCUGAUAAGCAAAUCCUGAUGUACUGUACUGUAGUUACAUUAUAUUCAUAUACAUUUGUCUAUGAAAAAUAAGCUCAAUGUUUCGUUUUAAUGUCUUGAUUCUUUUCGUACUUACACUGCGGUUGUGAUUUUGACAGCACAAUCUCACUGUAAUUCGUAACUUUUUAUUUAGUGGCUAAUUCGGAAUGAUUCGUAGUCUCGUUUGUACUAUUUAGUACAACUUACUCAUCCACCAAUGAUGGUUGGGUCACGCCACCUUUUUUUGUACAUUUUCGUAUGACUCAACUCGUAUGAAUUAGCCACUAAACUGACAAAACGUAAAAUAGUUACAUUUUCUCGUGAGAUCAGGCUGGAUUUUGAGGUUAUUUGGUUAAUUUUCAGCCCUAGUACACACUAUGCAUCAAGAAUUUAGUGAAGAAACUUAAUGAAAAAUUUAAAGUCAGGCAUCUUUGUGUGGUGUAGCCCAGAUUUAAGCUAUUAUUAGGUGCUCAGAAAGCUGUGAGGUAAAUGCCAUGGCAGUAUAAGCAAAACAUUGUUCCUAGAACGCUUCAAUUAUUGAUAUUGAGUUAUGAUCGUUAAAGCUAUCCAGUGUAUUCAUUCAGUAUAUGAGAUUUACAUGGGUUGGUUGGCACAGGAUUCAAUUCUGCUUUUUAAAUGGAUGUUGUCACAAAAUGUAAGAUUUGAGUGUUUGUCCUCUUGACCCACAUUAAAUAAAAUCAUUAAAAGGUGUAGAAA
Molecule: messenger RNA, 7382 nt
Organism: Danio aesculapii
Lineage: Eukaryota; Metazoa; Chordata; Actinopteri; Cypriniformes; Danionidae
Gene: thbs3b
Product: thrombospondin 3b
Exons: 23
Coding region: 355-3213 (952 amino acids)
Biological process (GO): cell adhesion
Cellular component (GO): extracellular region
Molecular function (GO): calcium ion binding
Source: RefSeq, a predicted model, not a curated record